Epinephelus fuscoguttatus (brown-marbled grouper) is the source of this 1303-nucleotide messenger RNA. Its product is annotated as carbonic anhydrase 1. Bases 134 to 916 code for a protein of 260 amino acids. The transcript has 7 exons. NCBI's taxonomy places the organism in Eukaryota, Metazoa, Chordata, Actinopteri, Perciformes, Serranidae. Gene Ontology annotation, molecular function: zinc ion binding; carbonate dehydratase activity. The record is from RefSeq and is a predicted model, not a curated record. Gene Ontology annotation, biological process: carbon dioxide transport. Gene Ontology annotation, cellular component: cytoplasm.
ACACGCCGCUCACAGGGGACCCUAUAUAAGCGGUGCAGCUGUCAGGUGGAGGACACUGGCUGCUUGUGCGCUGGGGGACGACUCGCUUUAGGGAAUUUACAGCUCUAGAUACUCAUAGAUCCAAAUUGUAACAAUGUCUCACGCUUGGGGAUACGCAGCAAACAACGGACCCGACAAAUGGUGUGAUAACUUCCCUAUUGCCAAUGGACUCCGCCAGUCUCCCAUUGACAUCGUCCCUGGUGCAGCAUCUUACGACGCGGGGCUGAAGCCGCUCAAGCUGAAGUACGACCCCUCCACCUGCCUUGAUAUCCUCAACAACGGACAUUCCUUCCAAGUGUCCUUCGUAGACGACACCGACAGCUCAACUCUGACAGACGGACCGAUCUCUGGAGUCUACAGGCUCAAGCAGUUUCAUUUCCACUGGGGAGCUUCUGAUGACAAGGGCUCCGAACAUACUGUGGGGGGGACCAAGUAUCCUGCUGAGCUCCAUCUGGUGCACUGGAACACCAAAUACCCAAGUUUUGGUGACGCUGCUAGCAAGCCUGAUGGGCUCGCUGUUGUUGGAGUAUUCCUGAAGAUUGGUGCUGCAAAUGCAAGUCUGCAGAAGAUUCUUGACGCCUUUGAUUCCAUCAAGACCAAGGGCAAGCAGACUUCUUUCUGUGGCUUUGACCCCUCUACCUUGCUCCCUGGUAGCCUAGACUACUGGACAUAUGAUGGCUCCCUGACCACACCUCCUCUGCUGGAGAGCGUCACCUGGAUUGUCUGCAAAGAGCCAAUCACCGUCAGCUGUGAGCAGAUGGCCAAAUUCCGCAGCCUGCUCUUCUCCGCUGAGGGUGAGCCCGAGUGCUGCAUGGUGGACAACUACCGCCCUCCCCAGCCUCUCAAGGGUCGCUCUGUCCGUGCUUCCUUCCAGUGAUGCCCCCUCCCCCUCUUUUAUGCCCUUUCUGCCCUGUUGCCCUCUCCCUUCCCCCUCCCUUUAGUCAGUUACCUCUCUUGCAGUGAGCCACAAUGCAAACAUAUCGCUCUCCGUCCAGUUUUUAAAAGAAAUGAAAUUCCUGUGGCGCAUUGUUUUUAAAUGCUGGGCAGUCUGUCAUAAUUUAUUCUUUAAGACACCUCACAAUGGCUGCGACACGUUUACUGGGACUUAGCAUUCAGUGCCAAUGUUUUUAGAGACAUUACACCGGUGUGCGCAGGUCUUCUUUGUGUCAACAAACACAACAAUAAUGAAAACUGAAGAUGAGUUAUGGAGCUCUUGAGUCGGCAGAAAGCACAAGCUUGUCGCAGUAGGUGGAGAGGGGGGGGG